AAACAAAAUUUGAUUUUAUAGCUCUUACUCUUAUCUAAUUGAUAAGAUAUAUUUAUUUUAUGACAUGGUUCUAAAAAGAUGUAUCAAUUACAUACUUUUCGAAAGAUUUUUUUCUAUUUAUUUAAGUGCAAAGGACUUUGGGAUUGAUAGUCAUUAACACUAGCACUUUAUACUUACCUUAUUUCACUUAUAAUCCGUCACUUAGGACAGAUCGGUUGAAGACAGGAACAAACUGAAAAUGUCAAAAAAAGUAGCCUAUGUUGAAGAUAAGUUGGAUUAUGAAUCUGAUAUUUAUAGCAUAUAUAGAAAAGAUACACCAGAAGAAAUUAUGUCAAAGAUAAUGCAUUUCUUGAAAGAAAAGCAUGAAGGCUCCUUGGAUAUUGCUGUAGAUGUUGGUUGUGGAUCAGGUCAAAGUACUAUUGUUCUAGCACCAACUUUCAAAACAGUUUUUGGCAUUGAUGGUAUCGAAUCUCAAAUAGAAGAAGCUAACAACAACCGGAAGUCCAACAAUAUAGUUUACAAAUGUGGUCCUGCUGAAACCUUACCUUUUGAAAAUAACUCUGUUCAACUAAUAACUACUGCAACAAGUCUUCACUGGUUUGAUAUGACUCUAUUCUUCUCUGAAGCUAAGCGUAUACUUUGUAAUAAUGGGGUGUUGGCUGUUUAUGGAUACUCACGUAUAAAGCCAUCUAUGAGUACUCCAGCUCUUGACCAAAAAGUUAAUCAACUUUAUGACUGGUUUUAUGAUGUAUUAGACCCAUAUACCAAACCACAAGUAAAGAUACUUAUCCACAAAUAUAACAAAGUAGAAUUUCCAUUUGAAGAAGUUGUGAGGGUUCCAGAUGUACGAUGUAUGAUUAAAGGUAGCUUGUCUGACAUAGUUGGCUAUGUAAAGACUUACUCCAUGCUUAAUAUUUGCAGAGAGCAAGAUCCAGGUAGAGAGGUUGAUAUCUUAUCAGAAUUUGAAAAAAGAUUGUAUAAAAUUGGAGAAGAAGAUAAUAUUACUCCAAAUGAAGUAACAAAUCUGUAUAUAGAUUAUGUUUUGAUUCUCUGCAGAAAAGUAGUUGCACAAACUGUACAAUGAUGUUUCAAAUUAUAUACUUCUGCUUCAAUCAAACACAGCAACAAAACAAACAAAAUUUAUUUGAUGUAAUUUUUAAAAAAAUUCUUUUAGUUGAAAUGUUAUAAUUUGUUGUUGAUAAUAAUUUUGUAAAUAAAGGUUAAAUUUAUUAGCAUUAUUCCUGUAUGUCUAUUCAGGUAAAGUGUUAUGUUUGAUUUUGCAUCUUAACAAUUUUUGCUAAUAAUUUUUUUAUUAGUAAAAUAUUGGGUAACUCUUUUUAAUCAUAAAAAUUGCAUUUUUGUAAGUCUGAAAAUUGUACCACUAAAUCAAGUUAUAUUCAAAAUAUUUUUAUUAUUAUUAUUAUCUGAGCACUUCAAAAUGAUUUUUAAAGGCUUUUCUUGUUCAUUCAAAUUAAAACUUUUUCCUCUUCAGUAGUAAUAUGUAUAUUUUAUUUGUAUGCAUUUUAGCUAUGCGAAACAAAAUGUUUAAAUGAUACUUGUGAUUAUGGAUGUGACUAUUAUAGUGAUGGGACUAUUAUUACAGUGAUAAAAAAAACAUCUAAAAAAAUUACAAAAUUAAAGCCAGUAAAAAUAUAACCAAUACAAGUUUUUUUUUUAUUAGAUACUGUUUUAUUUUUUAUAAACUAAUUUAAUUUCAAAUAUUUAUAUAAUAUUUACUUAUUCCUUUUUAACUUUAAAUAUUUAUUUAUAUUGUAAGCGAAGCAUCAAUCAAAACAGUAUGAAAUUUGAAUUAUAAAAAAUAAUACAUUUUAAAUAUAAUAUACAUAUAAAUUGCUAUAGUGAAACAAUUUAUUUGAAGCAGGUUUGUGUCUAAUAUUGUUGUAUGACUUUUUUUAACAGUUUCGCUUAAUAAGAAUUUCACUUGUUUAAUUGAAAUGUUAUAUGGAUUUUUUUUAUUUUCCUACAACAUUUGUGUUGCUUCUUUUCAAUUUUUGUUUUACCUUAAUGUUCUAUACUAAAUAACCUUUAUUUAAAAAAUGUUAUAAUAAUAGUGAAUUUUUUUAAUUUUCAUUCCAUUCAAAUACUAUAGUUUGAUUUAAUUGGAAAAUUUUCUAUUAAAGAAUGUAUUUCAAUAUUCA
Molecule: messenger RNA, 2159 nt
Organism: Parasteatoda tepidariorum (common house spider)
Lineage: Eukaryota; Metazoa; Arthropoda; Arachnida; Araneae; Theridiidae
Source: RefSeq, a predicted model, not a curated record